Stylonychia lemnae is the source of this 261-nucleotide messenger RNA. The record is from the annotation of a GenBank genome assembly. NCBI's taxonomy places the organism in Eukaryota, Ciliophora, Spirotrichea, Sporadotrichida, Oxytrichidae.
AUGAAGCCCCUAAAUUAUCGACAGUAUAAUAUGAGCUUUGACUCAUUAGACAAGCCAAAAUUUUUCAUGUAGUUCUCUUAAUCCAAGCAUGAGUUAGGAAUUAUUUCAGAUGAUAGAUCUUGUUUUGGUGUGUUAAAUCUAACAGAUGGGAAAGUGAUAGGUGCAUUUUGUAGAUCUGCUAUUGGAAACGUAUUUGUAAACACAUAGAUAGUUCAAGAAUUCGCUUACAUUAAUUUUGUUAAAUAUUUAUCAGCGGAAUGA